Messenger RNA from Lipotes vexillifer (Yangtze River dolphin), 2703 nucleotides. It is a transcript of the gene DNM1, whose product is annotated as dynamin 1. The record is from RefSeq and is a predicted model, not a curated record. Gene Ontology annotation, molecular function: microtubule binding; GTP binding; GTPase activity. Gene Ontology annotation, biological process: receptor internalization; synaptic vesicle budding from presynaptic endocytic zone membrane. The coding region runs from base 86 to 2641 and encodes 851 amino acids. Lineage: Eukaryota; Metazoa; Chordata; Mammalia; Artiodactyla; Lipotidae. Gene Ontology annotation, cellular component: plasma membrane; synapse; cytoplasm. The transcript is spliced from 23 exons.
AGUCUGAGCGCGCGCUGCAGCGGCAGAGCCAAAGCCGGGAGCCCAAGCGGCCGCCGGAUCGCAGCCCGUGGGGCCAGCCGCAACCAUGGGCAACCGUGGCAUGGAGGAUCUAAUCCCGCUGGUCAACCGGCUGCAGGAUGCCUUCUCCGCCAUCGGCCAGAACGCGGACCUCGACCUGCCGCAGAUCGCCGUGGUGGGCGGCCAGAGCGCCGGCAAGAGCUCGGUGCUCGAGAAUUUCGUAGGCAGGGACUUCCUGCCCCGAGGAUCUGGCAUUGUCACCCGACGCCCCCUGGUCCUGCAGCUGGUCAAUGCUACCACAGAAUAUGCCGAGUUCCUGCACUGCAAGGGGAAGAAAUUCACCGACUUCGAGGAGGUGCGCCUGGAGAUUGAGGCUGAGACCGACCGGGUGACUGGCACUAACAAGGGCAUCUCUCCUGUGCCCAUCAACCUCCGCGUCUACUCGCCGCACGUGCUGAACCUGACCUUAGUGGACCUGCCCGGAAUGACCAAGGUCCCAGUGGGGGACCAACCUCCCGACAUCGAGUUCCAGAUCCGGGACAUGCUUAUGCAGUUCGUCACCAAGGAGAAUUGCCUCAUCUUGGCCGUGUCCCCAGCCAACUCCGACCUGGCCAACUCUGAUGCCCUCAAGGUCGCCAAGGAGGUGGACCCCCAGGGUCAGCGUACCAUAGGGGUCAUCACUAAGCUGGACCUGAUGGACGAGGGCACAGAUGCCCGUGAUGUUCUGGAGAACAAGCUGCUCCCGCUGCGCAGAGGCUACAUUGGAGUGGUGAACCGGAGCCAGAAGGACAUCGAUGGUAAGAAAGAUAUCACGGCUGCCUUGGCUGCUGAACGCAAGUUCUUCCUCUCCCACCCUUCCUACCGCCACUUGGCUGACCGCAUGGGCACGCCCUACCUGCAGAAGGUCCUUAACCAGCAACUGACAAACCACAUCCGGGACACACUGCCAGGGCUGCGGAACAAGCUUCAGAGCCAGCUGCUGUCCAUUGAGAAGGAGGUGGAGGAGUACAAGAACUUCCGCCCCGAUGACCCAGCACGCAAGACCAAGGCUCUGCUGCAGAUGGUCCAGCAAUUUGCUGUAGACUUUGAGAAGCGCAUUGAGGGCUCAGGGGACCAGAUCGAUACCUAUGAACUGUCGGGGGGAGCCCGCAUCAACCGGAUCUUCCAUGAGCGCUUCCCCUUUGAGCUGGUCAAGAUGGAGUUUGACGAGAAGGAACUCCGAAGGGAGAUCAGCUAUGCCAUCAAGAAUAUACAUGGCAUUAGGACAGGCCUCUUCACACCUGACCUCGCUUUUGAAGCCACAGUGAAAAAGCAGGUGCAGAAGCUUAAAGAGCCCAGUAUCAAGUGUGUGGAUAUGGUAGUCAGUGAGCUCACAACCACCAUCAGAAAGUGUAGCGAAAAGCUCCAGCAGUACCCCCGGCUGCGGGAGGAGAUGGAGCGCAUCGUGACCACCCACAUCCGGGAGCGCGAGGGUCGCACCAAGGAGCAGGUCAUGCUCCUCAUCGAUAUUGAACUGGCUUACAUGAAUACCAACCAUGAGGACUUCAUAGGCUUUGCCAAUGCUCAGCAGAGGAGCAACCAGAUGAACAAGAAGAAGGCUUCAGGGAACCAGGAUGAGAUUCUGGUCAUCCGGAAGGGCUGGCUGACCAUCAACAACAUCGGUAUCAUGAAGGGGGGCUCCAAGGAGUAUUGGUUUGUGCUGACCGCCGAGAAUCUGUCCUGGUACAAGGAUGACGAGGAGAAAGAGAAGAAAUACAUGCUGUCCGUGGACAACCUGAAGGUGCGGGACGUGGAGAAGGGCUUCAUGUCCAGCAAGCACAUCUUUGCCCUCUUCAACACGGAGCAGAGGAAUGUCUACAAGGAUUAUCGGCAGCUGGAACUGGCCUGCGAGACACAGGAGGAGGUGGAUAGCUGGAAGGCCUCCUUCCUGAGGGCUGGCGUGUACCCUGAGCGUGUUGGGGACAAAGAGAAAGCCAGUGAGACGGAGGAGAAUGGCUCAGACAACUUCAUGCACUCCAUGGACCCACAGCUGGAACGGCAGGUGGAGACCAUCCGGAACUUGGUGGACUCAUACAUGGCCAUCGUCAAUAAGACUGUCCGGGACCUCAUGCCUAAGACCAUCAUGCACCUCAUGAUCAACAAUACCAAGGAAUUCAUCUUCUCGGAGCUGCUGGCCAACCUGUACUCGUGCGGGGACCAGAACACACUGAUGGAGGAGUCGGCCGAGCAGGCGCAGCGGCGCGACGAGAUGCUGCGCAUGUACCACGCACUGAAAGAGGCGCUCAGCAUCAUCGGCGACAUCAACACGACCACUGUCAGCACGCCCAUGCCCCCGCCCGUGGACGACUCCUGGCUGCAGGUGCAGAGCGUACCGGCUGGACGCAGGUCACCCACGUCCAGCCCCACACCGCAACGCCGAGCCCCCGCGGUGCCCCCAGCCCGGCCCGGGUCGCGGGGCCCUGCUCCUGGGCCUCCGCCUGCUGGGUCCGCCCUAGGGGGGGCGCCCCCCGUGCCCUCCAGGCCGGGGGCUUCCCCUGACCCCUUCGGUCCUCCCCCCCAGGUGCCCUCGCGCCCCAACCGCGCCCCGCCCGGGGUCCCCAGAAUCACUAUCAGUGACCCCUGAGGAGCGUCAGCCACGGAAGGGCCCAGCCUCACCUACGCGACCUGCGGUCCCCCGACCAGCUG